Molecule: messenger RNA, 2890 nt
Organism: Pseudophryne corroboree (corroboree frog)
Lineage: Eukaryota; Metazoa; Chordata; Amphibia; Anura; Myobatrachidae
Gene: TFIP11
Product: tuftelin interacting protein 11
Exons: 13
Coding region: 194-2665 (823 amino acids)
Biological process (GO): spliceosomal complex disassembly
Cellular component (GO): U2-type post-mRNA release spliceosomal complex
Molecular function (GO): nucleic acid binding
Source: RefSeq, a predicted model, not a curated record
UCCCGCAGAGUAACGCACGCGGCUGCGGUAGAACGUGCGGGAGGACUCUCCCAGAGACUACAUCUCCCGGCAUGCAGCGGGAUCGGGUGACGCACGGGAGGGGGCGGGAUUACGCAGUGACACGUGACUCUCGCCGCUGCCGUCGGUUCUACUCUCCCCGGUGUGAGGCCGCGGCCCGGUAACUCGGUUCAUCAUGUCGAUGUCGCACCUUUACGGUAAAGACGAUAACAGCGAUGGGGUGGAAAUGGAAAAGUUUGAGAUCACUGACUGGGAUAUACAGAACGAGUUCAAUCCCAACCGCCGCCGGCACUUUCAGACAAAAGAGGAAGCCAUUUAUGGCCUGUGGGCAGAGCGAGAUUCUGAUGAUGAACGGCCAAGCUUUGGUGGCAAGAAAUCCCGCGACUAUUCCGCCCCUGUGAAUUUUAUCAGCGCUGGGAUCCGGAAGACUGCGGCAGAAGAGAUAUCAGAUAGUGACUCCGAGAGCGAGACGUCUGCAAAGAGAGAGAAUAUACCAAAGGAAUUCGAAACAAAGAAGCUGAAAACGGGCGGCAAUUUUAAACCCUCACAGAAAACAUUUGCUGGAGGAAUCAAGUCAAACAAUGAUUUUGGUUCCUGGGAGCGGCACACCAAAGGGAUAGGCCAGAAACUGCUCCAGAAGAUGGGUUACGUGCCGGGCAGCGGCUUGGGGAAGAAUGCUCAAGGUAUUACCGCUCCCAUCGAGGCCAAACAGAGGAGAGGCAAAGGCGCAGUGGGUGCGUACGGGUCGGAGAGAACCAAGCAGUCACUGCAGGAUUUCCCUGUUGUGGAUUCUGAAGAGGAAGAGGAAAAGGAGUUUCAUAAGGAGAUGAGCCAAUGGAGGAAGGAUCCCGGUGGUAACAAGAGAAAGCCCAAAUAUGCCUACAAGACUGUGGAGGAGCUGAAAGCCAGAGGAAGAGGGGGGAAGCCCAUGUCUGCUCCCCAGAGAGAAAUCUCCCAAGUGAAGGUGAUUGAUAUGACUGGACGGGAGCAGAAAGUAUAUUACAGCUACAGCCAGAUUUCCCACAAGCACAACAUCCCCGGAGAGACGUCUGCACCGGGAGGGAAGGAGGAGAAGCCGCAGGGGUUUGUGCUGCCGGAACUGGAGCACAACCUGCAGCUGCUGAUAGAGCUGACCGAGCAGGAGAUCAUCCAGAACGACCGGCAGCUGCAGUAUGAGCGGGACAUGGUGGUGAACCUCACUCACGAGCUGGAGAAGCUGUCUGAUGUGCUGGGGCGGGAAGAGAAGGCCAUACACAACCUGAGCCAGGUGCUGCAGACCGUGGAGGAGUGCGGAGAGAGGAUGCUGCCAGGCUGCGCCAACCCCCUGACCCUGGACGAGUGCGCGCGCAUUUUCCAGAUGCUGCAGGACAAGUACUAUGAGGAAUACAAAAUGUCAGAGAAGGCUGAUCUGGCGGUGGCUAUUGUCUACCCCCUGAUGAAAGACUUCUUCAAAGACUGGAACCCCUUAAGUGACCCUAUGUACGGAAUUGAUGUUAUGACCAAGUGGAAGGAUCUGCUGGAGGAAGGUCACCUGUCCCACAGCGCGCAAGAUGUAUCCAUGGAUCCCUAUCAUAGACUGCUGUGGGAGAUGUGGAUCCCGUUUCUGAGGAAUAUCAUCUCGCAGUGGCAGCCCCGGAACUGUGCCCCCAUGGUGGACUUUCUGGACUUCUGGGUCCACUUGGUACCAGUCUGGAUUCUAGAUAAUAUACUGGACCAACUUAUUUUCCCAAAGCUACAGAAGGAGGUGGAGAACUGGAACCCUCUGACAGACACAGUACCAAUCCACUCCUGGAUCCACCCCUGGCUGCCGCUGAUGCAGUCCCGGCUAGAGCCGCUCUUCUCUCCGAUCAGGAACAAGUUAGCCAACGCCCUUCAGAAGUGGCACCCCAGCGACUCCUCCGCCAAGCUGAUAUUGCAACCCUGGAAAGAGGUCUUCACACCUGGGUCGUGGGAAGCGUUCAUGGUGAAAAACAUUGUGCCCAAGCUAGGUAUGUGUGUCGGGGAGUUUGCCAUUAAUCCGCACCAGCAGCACAUGGAUGUGUUCCAUUGGGUGAUGGAUUGGGAGGGGAUGGUCUCUCUCUCCAGCCUCGUAGGACUUCUGGAGAAACACUUCUUUCCCAAGUGGCUGCAGGUGUUGUGCUCCUGGCUCAGCAACAAUCCUAACUACGAGGAGAUCACCAAGUGGUACCUGGGCUGGAAGUCCAUGUUCUCUGACCAGGUAUUGGCCCACCCAGGAAUCAAGGACCGCUUUAAUGAGGCGCUGGACAUCAUGAACAGAGCGGUUUCCUCUAAUGUUGGUGCGUAUAUGCAACCCGGCGCCCGGGAAAGUAUAGCCUACCUGACGCAGACAGAGAGGAGGAAGGACUUCCAGUAUGAAGCCAUGCAGGAGCGGCGUGAUGCGGAGAGCAUCGCGCAAAGAGGCAUUGGCGUCUCUGCGGUGCCCAUGAACUUCAAGGACCUAAUCCAGUCCAAAGCGGAGGAACACAACAUUGUCUUCAUGCCCCUGAUUGGCAAACGGCAUGAAGGAAAACAACUCUACAACUUCAACCGCAUUGUCAUCUAUAUAGACAGAGGUGUUGUGUACGUGCAGGGUGAGAAGACUUGGGUGCCAACUUCUUUGCAGAGCCUUAUAGACAUGGCCAAAUAGAUGUUGGUUUGUUGGGGUCCUUAGUGACAUUGUACUCCAACCACCAGGACCACAGGAAUUGUGUACUAGCCACAGUGCUGAGACUGUCACCGCCUGGAAAUACUUGUUCUACAUUGUCUUAUCUGCUCCAUUAAGAGACGAUGGCAUUGCAGGCCGAAUGCAGUAGAGGCCUCAUUCUACGUAAAGACUCCAUUUUGUAUAAAUAAAUGUGCAGGGUUUCUAAGA